Loxodonta africana (African savanna elephant) is the source of this 1764-nucleotide messenger RNA. RefSeq names its product zinc finger HIT-type containing 1 (gene ZNHIT1). Gene Ontology annotation, cellular component: Swr1 complex. The record is from RefSeq and is a predicted model, not a curated record. The transcript has 5 exons. Bases 458 to 922 code for a protein of 154 amino acids. Gene Ontology annotation, biological process: chromatin remodeling. Gene Ontology annotation, molecular function: nucleosome binding. Lineage: Eukaryota; Metazoa; Chordata; Mammalia; Proboscidea; Elephantidae.
GCCCAAGGGAGCUGGGAGUCGAGGUUUCGUCAGAGGCUCACUAGGGACCUCUCGGAUUUCCCACUCGAGCUGUCCCAUGUCACUGGUAGUCCAGCCCACCACCUCUACUGCCCCGGGAGAGGCUCUGGGGGCUGCUUUUGUGAUGAUGGCAUCAUCCGAACGACCAAAGGAAAAUGAAAAUGACGUUUUCCUGAAGACCACCAGCACCACCUUUUCGACCCACGUCAGGGGUCCCACAACAUACACGACCACACUGAGACCGGAAGUAGCAUUGCCCCUAUGAAAUAUGGCGGAAAGCUUUCUUGUCUCCAAGGGAACACCACGUAGUGAGGCAAAGUUUCGCAGUUAUUCUGGUCACGUGCCGAAACACACGCCGCCGGAAGUGAAGGUGCCCCUACCAAAGCCGGUGGCUUAGCACGCAUGCGCGGCAGGCUCUUCCGUCAGCUGGGUUGUGGAAAUGGUGGAGAAGAAGACUUCGGUUCGCUCCCAGGACCCCGGACAGCGGCGGGUGCUGGACAGGGCGGCUCGGCAGCGCCGCAUCAACAGGCAGCUUGAGGCACUGGAGAAUGACAACUUCCAGGACGAUCCCCACGCAGGACUCCCCCAGCUUGGCAAGAGGCUGCCUCAGUUUGAUGAUGACACAGAGACUGGAAAGAAAAAAAAGAAAACUCGAGGUGAUCAUUUUAAACUGCGCUUCCGAAAAAACUUUCAGGCGCUUUUGGAGGAGCAGAACCUGAGUGUGGCCGAGGGCCCUAACUACCUGACAGCCUGUGCAGGACCCCCAUCCCGGCCCCAGCGCCCCUUCUGUGCCGUCUGCGGCUUCCCUUCCCCAUACACCUGUGUCAGCUGUGGCGCCCGGUAUUGCACGGUACGCUGUCUGGGUACCCACCAGGAGACCAGGUGCCUGAAGUGGACUGUGUAAGCCUAGGUGUUCCUGGAGAGGAAGGCUCUCGCCCUGGUCUUGGAGAGGGCAUCGCCAAAAGGAAAGGGGAUCCCCCUGGACUGAGAGAGGAGCCGUUUACUCCCCCAGCAAACCUUGUGUCUUACCUACCAGGGGAGAUCAGUCUUAUUCCCAGGGACUGUUUGGCAGGGAAGUGGGCUGAGCCCUCAGCGUGCUGUAGUAAUAACAGGUCUAAUGCGACGAGGAGCCUGCCUGUUGCAUCAGUGGUAUUUUGGGGUGAGGGUGAUGAGUCACCUCACUGCUGUCUCUUUUCCUCCUACCUGUCAUUCGUUUCUCCAGUUGUCUGGCCCUCAUCUCUCACUUGCCCCAUGUCCUUGACCAUGAAAGGUUUUGUCCCAUUUUCCUGCCACUCCCAUAUCUCUACCUUUCUUGGCUUCUUCUUUAUGUCUUUUUUUUUUCAGCUACUAAUUUUGGUCUUUUGGUUUUGCCUUUUGUUUCUCUAGUUCCUGUGAGUAUCUUGCAAGUACAGCUAGGUUCCAGUACUGGGCAAUAGGGAAGUGGAGUGAGGGUUAGGGAAGAAGGGUGCAGAAUGGUACUGCAGAAGGAGGCAGUCCUGUCUUCAUCGUCUGGUACUUCAUCGAAUGGGAGAGAUUGGGCCCUUGUCCUUGGUGCCACCAGUCUGAGAGAGGACUUGUCCUGAGGAAGCCCCUGUUAUCAAGGACUGCUGUGUGUGAAAUUAGCAGCAGCACAGCAAACAAGAAGUGUCUGGGAUCCAUGGGGGAAUUCCUGGUACAGAGACUCCUGUUCUUGGUGGCCUUGGAUGCUGUGUAACUCUUGUGUGGUAAUAAAGCUUCUACACCCAC